This is a messenger RNA of Rhea pennata, 1009 nucleotides long. It is a transcript of the gene CETN3, whose product is annotated as centrin 3. The record is from RefSeq and is a predicted model, not a curated record. Bases 116 to 619 code for a protein of 167 amino acids. Gene Ontology annotation, molecular function: microtubule binding; calcium ion binding. NCBI's taxonomy places the organism in Eukaryota, Metazoa, Chordata, Aves, Rheiformes, Rheidae. Gene Ontology annotation, cellular component: microtubule organizing center. The transcript has 5 exons. Gene Ontology annotation, biological process: spindle pole body duplication.
GGCGCUGUACGGCGUUUCUAAGGGGAGGCGAGCGCGGCGGGGAGAGGUGCGCGCUGUGUGCUGGGCGGCGCAGCGCGGUCCGGGCCGCUCUGGCCGGGCCUGUGGGGACGGGAGCAUGAGCUUAUCCUUGAGGAAUGAACUUUCAGUAGACAAAACUAAAAGGAAGAAAAGAAGAGAACUGACAGAAGAACAGAAGCAGGAAAUUAAAGAUGCCUUUGAGUUGUUUGAUACGGACAAAGAUAGAGCAAUAAAUUAUCAUGAAUUAAAGGUGGCAAUGAGAGCCUUGGGUUUUGAUGUGAAAAAAGCUGAUGUACUGAAAAUACUUAAAGAUUAUGAUCGAGAAGCGACAGGCAAGAUCACCUUUGAUGAUUUUAAUGAAGUUGUGACAGACUGGAUAUUGAACAGAGAUCCACAAGAAGAAAUACUCAAGGCGUUCAAACUGUUUGACGACGACGACUCUGGUAAAAUAAGUCUGAGAAACCUGCGUCGGGUUGCGAGAGAACUUGGUGAAAAUAUGACUGAUGAAGAAUUGAGGGCUAUGAUUGAAGAAUUUGAUAAAGAUGGAGAUGGAGAAAUAAAUCAGGAAGAGUUCAUUGCUAUUAUGACUGGAGAUAUUUAACAGCAGAGGAGAAGAAACAUUCAGCACAAAGAAGAGAGGAAUCAUUGGCAGCUACCACUCCAAUAUGUUGUAUUUCUGUUCAGACUGGUAGCUGGAGUCAUGCAGAAAAUUCUUUUCCUCACAGGACCAAAAGAAACACAGGUUUCAAGUACUGAUAUGUCAGUAUUUUGUAUUGUUAAAUAAUAUCACUAGAAUAAUUGAUAUAUCAUUUUAGAGUAAGUAAUGAUACAUUUCCAAAUGUUUGAGUACUCAUUUGUAAAAUAGCUUUGUACAAAAUUUCUAAAUUAAAAUCAUAUUAUAAGAACCUUUAGAAGUUGACUUUGUGUUAGCAUUAGCUGUGGCCUUAGUUUUGAUAUAUAAGAUUUGCUUCCAUUUUAAUAAAAUGUUCUU